Molecule: messenger RNA, 2112 nt
Organism: Diceros bicornis minor
Lineage: Eukaryota; Metazoa; Chordata; Mammalia; Perissodactyla; Rhinocerotidae
Gene: UPB1
Product: beta-ureidopropionase 1
Exons: 10
Coding region: 125-1279 (384 amino acids)
Molecular function (GO): beta-ureidopropionase activity
Source: RefSeq, a predicted model, not a curated record
GGCGAGCUUGUCAAGCCGAGGGGGCGUGCGCGGGCCUGGCCGUCGCCUGCUCCUCCUUCUCUUCUUUCUAGGGACAAAGGGCAGGCAGUUAGGCUGUGGAGAUCUGCGGUUGCGGACUCAAGCCAUGGCGGGGGCUGAAUGGGAGUCGCUGGAGCAGUGCUUGGAGAAGCACCUGCCGCCCGCAGACUUGCGGGAGGUGAAACGGAUUCUCUAUGGCAAGGAGACCAGGAAGCUUGAUCUGCCCGGCAGGGCUUUCAAAGCUGCCUCCGAAGGUGACUUUGAGCUGCAGGGAUAUGCCUUUGAGGCGGCAGAGGAGCAGCUGAGGCAACCUCGGACCGUGCGUGUGGGGCUUGUUCAGAACAGAAUCCCUCUCCCCACGGAUACCCCUGUGGCAAAACAGGUCGCUGCGGUUCACAGGCGCAUGGAGGCCAUCGUAGAGGUGGCUGCAAUGUGUGGCGUCAACAUCAUCUGUUUCCAGGAAGCGUGGACUAUGCCCUUUUUCUUCUGUACGAGAGAGAAGCUUCCUUGGACAGAAUUUGCUGAGUCAGCAGAGGAUGGGCCCACCACCAGAUUCUGUCAGAAGCUGGCAAAGAAGCACGACAUGGUGGUGAUAUCGCCCAUCCUGGAACGAGACGGAGCGCACGGGGAUGUUUUGUGGAACACAGCCGUGGUGAUCUCCAAUUCUGGAAUGGUCCUGGGAAAGACCAGGAAAAACCACAUCCCCAGAGUGGGAGAUUUCAACGAGUCGACUUACUACGUGGAGGGAAACCUGGGCCACCCCGUGUUCCAGACUCAGUUCGGGAGGAUUGCGGUGAACAUUUGCUUCGGGCGGCACCACCCCCUCAACUGGCUCAUGUACAGCAUCAAUGGAGCCGAGAUUGUCUUCAACCCCUCAGCCACCAUCGGAGCACUCAGUGAGUCCAUGUGGCCAAUCGAGGCCAGAAAUGCAGCCAUUGCCAAUCACUGCUUCACCUGCGCCAUCAACCGCGUGGGCGAGGAGCACUUCCCGAAUGAGUUUACCUCUGGAGAUGGGAAGAAAGCUCACCAGGACUUCGGCUACUUUUAUGGCUCGAGCUAUGUGGCAGCCCCUGACAGCAGCCGCACUCCUGGGCUCUCCCGCAACCAGGACGGGCUGCUGGUUGCUGAGCUCAACCUCAACCUCUGCCGGCAGAUGAAUGACAGCUGGAACUUCAAGAUGACGGGCAGAUAUGAGAUGUAUGCACGAGAGCUUGCGGAAGCUGUCAAACCCAACUACAGCCCCAACAAUGUGAAAGAGUAGCUGGCCUCAGGCCCUGCCCACCAAAGAGGGCAUCUCUGCCCCAACAGAUUAGCAAGGCGGCAAGCUUUACAAGUCCAAGUUCUCCCUGAUGAUGCCUGAUAACGUUGCUUCCCGUAUUGGUUUAAAAAUGCCUAGAUGGGGUGUGUAGAAUGAGGAAUGACUGCUUAAUGGGUAUGAGGUUUCCUUCUGGGUGAUGAAAAUAUUUUGGGACUAGAUAGAGGUAAUGGUUAUACAACCUUGUGAAUGUUGUAUAGUUUAAAAUGGUUAAUUUUAUGUUAUGUGAAUUUUACUUCAAUUUUUUAAAAGUGCCCAGGCACUGAUAGUGCAGUUUGAUUUGAAGUUAGGCAGAUGGGAUGCCCCACUCCUGAGGUUCCUGAUGUCUCCAUUUAGAUUGUCAGCAGCUUGAGGGUAAGGGUGGGAGAGGGCGAGGCCGGUCCAGAGUCACCAAACUGUUAGAGGGCUAUGUGCCGGGGGGCAGUCAGUGGAUGUGUCAGCUUGGCUAGCUGCAGUCUCCAUUAUUCAAUCAGACACUAAUCUGGGUGUGCUGUGAAGGUAUUUUGUAGAUGUGAUUAAAGUCCAUAAGCAAUUAACUAAGCAAGUGAGAUUAUCCUAGAUAAUCUGGGUAGGCCUGAUUCAAUCAGUUGAAAGGCCCUACGAGCAUAGUGAGGCUUCCCUGAUGAAGAGAAAAUUCUGCCUGUGCACAGCAGCUUCAGCCCAUGCCUGAGAGUUCCAGAGUUCCUGAUGGCCUUCCCUACAGAUUCCAGACUUGUCUGUUCAGCCCCCACAAUCCCUUAGGUCAAUUCCUUUGAAUAAAUCUCCUAAUAUAUAUCCUA